AUGUUUCGCCUCUACGACACCGACGGGAACGGCUCUCUGGACAGCUCCGAGCUGGAGCACAUCAUGUCACAGAUGAUGCCCGUGGCUGAGUAUCUGGAGUGGGACGUGACAGAACUCAAACCGGAGAUGAUGCAGGAGAUCGACUACGACUGCGAUGGAACUGUGUCUCUAGAUGAGUGGAUUCAGGGAGGACUGACCACCAUUCCCCUGCUCGUGCUGCUAGGACUGGAGACGAAUGUGAAGGACGACGGGCAGCACGUGUGGAGGCUGAAGCACUUUAACAAACCGGCCUACUGCAACCUGUGUCUCAACAUGUUGAUUGGGCUGGGAAAGCAGGGUCUCUGCUGUUCAUGUGAGUCUCUCUCUGGGCCUGGGGGGGAAGGGCCUCUGCUGUUCAUAGCUGACCUCUGCUUCCUCUGUCUGCUCUUAGUGCUGACCUCUGACCUACCCAUUCUUUGUCUGCCCUCAGUCUGCAAGUACACAGUGCACAAGCUCUGCGUGUCCCGGGCCCCGCCCUCCUGCAUCAAGACCUACGUCAGUUCCAAGAAGAACACAGAGCACACACUUGUUUGGCUCCAGCAGAGCUCUCUUCUCACCUCGGGCCCUCUCCCCGCUCCUCAGGUCAUGCUCCACUUCUGGGUGGAGGGAAACUGCCCGACCAAGUGUGACAAGUGCCACAAAACCAUUAAAGCGCAGCGGGACGAGCCAGAGCGCAGCGGGACGAGCCACAGAGCGCAGCGGGACGAGCCAGAGCGCAGCGGGACGAGCCAGAGCGCAGCGGGACGAGCCAGAGCGCAGCGGGACGAGCCAGAGCGCAGCGGGACGAGCCACAGAGCGCAGCGGGACGAGCCAGAACGCAGCGGGACGAGCCAGAGCGCAGCGGGACGAGCCAGAGCGCAGCGGGACGAGCCAGAGCGCAGCGGGACGAGCCAGAGCGCAGCGGGACGAGCCAGAGCCAACGGGACGAGCCAGAGCGCAGAGGGACGAGCCAGAGCGCAGCGGGACGAGCCAGAACGCAGCGGGACGAGCCAGAGGCAGCGGGACGAGCCAGAGCGCAGCGGACGAGCCAGAGCGCAGCGGGACGAGCCAGAGCGCAGCGGGACGAGCCAGAGCGCAGCGGGACGAGCCAGAGCCAACGGGACGAGCCAGAGCGCAGAGGGACGAGCCAGAGCGCAGCGGGACGAGCCAGAGCGCAGCGGGACGAGCCAGAGCGCAGCGGGACGAGCCAGAGCGCAGCGGGACGAGCCAGAGCGCAGCGGGACGAGCCACAGAGCGCAGCGGGACGAGCCACAGAGCGCAGCGGGACGAGCCACAGAGCGCAGCGGGACGAGCCAGAGCGCAGCGGGACGAGCCAGAGAGCAGCGGGACGAGCCAGAGCGCAGCGGGACGAGCCAGAGCGCAGCGGGACAAGCCACAGAGCGCAGAGGGACGAGCCAGAGCGCAACGGGACGAGCCAGAGCGCAGCGGGACGAGCCAGAGCGCAGCGGGACGAGCCACAGAGCGCAGCGGGACGAGCCAGAGCGCAGCGGGACGAGCCAGAGCGCAGCGGGACAAGCCAGAGCGCAGCGGGACGAGCCAGAGCGCAGCGGGACGAGCCAGAGCGCAGCGGGACGAGCCAGAGCGCAGCGGGACGAGCCAGAGCGCAGCGGGACAAGCCACAGAGCGCAGAGGGACGAGCCAGAGCGCAACGGGACGAGAGCCAGAGCGCAACGGGACGAGCCAGAGCGCAGCGGGACGAGCCAGAGCGCAGCGGGACGAGCCACAGAGCGCAGCGGGACGAGCCACAGAGCGCAGCGGGACGAGCUACAGAGCGCAGCGGGACGAGCCAGAGCGCAGCGGGACGAGCCAGAGCCAACGGGACGAGCCAGAGCCAACGGGACGAGCCAGAGCCAACGGGACGAGCCAGAGCGCAGAGGGACGAGCCACAGAGCGCAGCGGGACGAGCCAGAGCGCAGCGGGACGAGCCAGAGCGCAACGGGACGAGCCAGAGCGCAGCGGGACGAGCCAGAGCGCAGCGGGACAAGCCACAGAGCGCAGAGGGACGAGCCAGAGCGCAGCGGGACGAGCCAGAGCGCAGCGGGACGAGCCACAGAGCGCAGCGGGACGAGCCACAGAGCGCAGCGGGACGAGCUACAGAGCGCAGCGGGACAAGCCAGAGCGCAGCGGGACGAGCCAGAGCCAACGGGACGAGCCCAGAGCCAACGGGACGAGCCAGAGCGCAGAGGGACGAGCCACAGAGCGCAGCGGGACGAGCCAGAGCGCAGCGGGACGAGCCAGAGCGCAGCGGGACGAGCCAGAGCGCAGCGGGACGAGCCAGAGCGCAGCGGGACAAGCCACAGAGCGCAAAGGGACGAGCCAGAGCGCAACGGGACGAGCCAGAGCGCAACGGGACGAGCCAGAGCGCAGCGGGACGAGCCAGAGCGCAGCGGGACAAGCCACAGAGCGCAGCGGGACGAGCCAGAGCGCAGCGGGACGAGCCAGAGAGCGCAGCGGGACGAGCCAGAGCGCAGCGGGACGAGCCAGAGCGCAGCGGGACGAGCCAGAGCGCAGAGGGACGAGCCAGAGCGCAGCGGGACAAGCCACAGAGCGCAGAGGGACGAGCCAGAGCGCAACGGGACGAGCCAGAGCGCAACGGUACGAGCCAGAGCGCAGCGGGACGAGCCAGAGCGCAGCGGGACAAGCCACAGAGCGCAGCGGGACGAGCCACAGAGCACAGCGGGACGAGCCAGAGCGCAGCGGGACGAGCCAGAGCGCAGCGGGACGAGCCAGAGCCAACGGGACGAGCCAGAGCCAACGGGACGAGCCAGAGCCAACGGGACGAGCCAGAGCGCAGAGGGACGAGCCACAGAGCGCAGCGGGACGAGCCAGAGCGCAGCGGGACGAGCCAGAGCGCAACGGGACGAGCCAGAGCGCAGCGGGACGAGCCAGAGCGCAGCGGGACAAGCCACAGAGCGCAGAGGGACGAGCCAGAGCGCAGCGGGACGAGCCAGAGCGCAGCGGGACGAGCCACAGAGCGCAGCGGGACGAGCCACAGAGCGCAGCGGGACGAGCUACAGAGCGCAGCGGGACGAGCCAGAGCGCAGCGGGACAAGCCAGAGCGCAGCGGGACGAGCCAGAGCCAACGGGACGAGCCAGAGCCAACGGGACGAGCCAGAGCCAACGGGACGAGCCAGAGCGCAGAGGGACGAGCCAGAGCGCAGCGGGACGAGCCAGAGCGCAGCGGGACGAGCCAGAGCGCAGCGGGACGAGCCAGAGCGCAGCGGGACGAGCCAGAGCGCAGCGGGACAAGCCACAGAGCGCAGAGGGACGAGCCAGAGCGCAACGGGACAAGCCAGAGCGCAACGGGACGAGCCAGAGCGCAGCGGGACGAGCCAGAGCGCAGCGGGACAAGCCACAGAGCGCAGCGGGACGAGCCAGAGCGCAACGGGACGAGCCAGAGCGCAGCGGGACGAGCCAGAGCGCAGCGGGACGAGCCACAGAGCGCAGCGGGACGAGCCACAGAGCGCAGCGGGACGAGCUACAGAGCGCAGCGGGACGAGCCAGAAGCAGCGGGACGGGCCAGAGCGCAACGGGACGAGCCAGAGCGCAGCGGGACGAGCCACAGAGCGCAGCGGGACGAGCUACAGAGCGCAGCGGGACGAGCUACAGAGCGCAGCGGGACGAGCCAGAGCGCAGCGGGACAAGCCACAGAGCGCAGCGGGACGAGCCACAGAGCGCAGCGGGACGAGCCACAGAGCGCAGCGGGACGAGCCAGAAGCAGCGGACGAGCAGAGACGAGCCAGAGCGCAGCGGGACGAGCCACAGAGCGCAGCGGGACGAGCCACAGAGCGCAGCGGGACGAGCCAGAGCGCAGCGGGACGGGCCAGAGCGCAGCGGGACGAGCCAGAGCGCAGCGGGACGAGCCAGAGCGCAGCGGGACGAGCCACAGAGCGCAGCGGGACGAGCCACAGAGCGCAGCGGGAUGAGCCAGAGCGCAGCGGGACGAGCCAGAGCGCAGCGGGACGAGCCAGAGCGCAGCGGGACUUGAAUCACGAGAGAUUUUACUGCUUACCUCCCCUCUGCUUUCUUCCCAGCAACUGA
Molecule: messenger RNA, 4080 nt
Organism: Knipowitschia caucasica
Lineage: Eukaryota; Metazoa; Chordata; Actinopteri; Gobiiformes; Gobiidae
Source: the annotation of a GenBank genome assembly